This is a messenger RNA of Peromyscus eremicus (cactus mouse), 1280 nucleotides long. It is a transcript of the gene Hgd, whose product is annotated as homogentisate 1,2-dioxygenase. NCBI's taxonomy places the organism in Eukaryota, Metazoa, Chordata, Mammalia, Rodentia, Cricetidae. The record is from RefSeq and is a predicted model, not a curated record. The transcript has 11 exons. Gene Ontology annotation, biological process: L-phenylalanine catabolic process. The coding region runs from base 1 to 1077 and encodes 358 amino acids. Gene Ontology annotation, cellular component: cytoplasm. Gene Ontology annotation, molecular function: homogentisate 1,2-dioxygenase activity.
AUGCCGGUCACUGGUCACUCGCUUAGAUGGAAACCAUUUGAGAUUCCAAAAGCAUCUCAGAAGAAAGUGGACUUUGUGAGCGGGCUGCACACCUUAUGUGGAGCUGGAGACAUCAAGUCUAACAAUGGACUUGCUAUUCACAUCUUCCUGUGUAACUCCUCCAUGGAGAACAGGUGCUUUUACAAUUCAGAUGGGGAUUUCCUGAUCGUUCCCCAGAAAGGGAAGCUUCUCAUUUACACAGAGUUUGGCAAGAUGCUUCUGCAGCCCAACGAGAUCUGCGUCAUUCAGAAAGGAAUGCGAUUCAGUGUCGAUGUCUUCGAGGAGACCAGGGGCUACAUCCUGGAGGUUUAUGGUGUCCACUUUGAGUUACCUGACCUGGGACCCAUUGGAGCAAAUGGCUUGGCCAAUCCUCGUGAUUUCUUGAUCCCUGUUGCCUGGUAUGAAGAUCGUCAAGUGCCUGGUGGUUACACUGUGAUUAAUAAAUACCAGGGCAAGCUGUUUGCUUCCAAACAGGAUGUCUCCCCAUUCAAUGUUGUGGCCUGGCAUGGAAACUAUACACCCUACAAGUACAACCUGGAGAACUUCAUGGUCAUCAACGCAGUGGCCUUUGACCAUGCGGACCCUUCCAUUUUCACUGUGCUGACUGCCAAGUCUGCCCGACCUGGAGUGGCCAUAGCCGACUUUGUCAUUUUCCCACCUCGGUGGGGGGUGGCCGACAAAACCUUCAGGCCUCCAUAUUACCACCGGAACUGCAUGAGUGAAUUCAUGGGACUCAUCAAAGGUCAGUACGAGGCAAAGCAAGGUGGAUUCCUGCCAGGGGGAGGCAGCCUGCACAGUAUCAUGACCCCUCACGGCCCGGAUGCAGACUGCUUUGAGAAGGCCAGCAAGGCCAAACUGGCGCCUGAGAGAAUUAGCGACGGCACCAUGGCAUUCAUGUUUGAAUCUUCCUUGAGUUUGGCAGUCACCAAGUGGGGACUCAAGACCUGUAGUUGCUUGGAUGAGAACUACUACAAGUGCUGGGAGCCCCUCAAGAGCCUCUUCACCCCCAAUUCCAGGAACCCGACAGAACCUAAGUGAGACUGAAGCCUGCUCCUGUAAUUGAGAAUAGAUUUGCAUGGUUUCCUUGAGAACCUCACACCCUCUGGGGAUAUGGAGGCAGGGAUUAAAAUGAGAGCUCACUUUUCAUAGUCAAGUAACCCGGAGUGUUCGUGGAAAUGCAUUUGGAAAUGGCUAUGGCUUUCUAAUUACUCAAUAAAUAUGUGAUCUGUGGAUGUUGCAAA